Molecule: messenger RNA, 297 nt
Organism: Diaporthe citri
Lineage: Eukaryota; Fungi; Ascomycota; Sordariomycetes; Diaporthales; Diaporthaceae
Exons: 2
Coding region: 1-297 (98 amino acids)
Cellular component (GO): mitochondrial large ribosomal subunit
Molecular function (GO): structural constituent of ribosome
Source: RefSeq, a predicted model, not a curated record
AUGAUCACCCGCUUCAUCACCGAGGUCAACACCAAAUUCAACCCCUUCUCUGCAAAAUCGAGGUCCGCCCGGCUGUUCCUCUCGUUCCUGCCGCCCACGGCGCGCAGCCAGGGCAUGGCCAUCCAGACGAAGCUGCUGCCGCGGGCAUCAACCGACAAGGCGGCCCUGCAGGUCAAAUUCAAGGACGGAAAGCUUCUGGACCUCGACUGCGAGAACUUGGGCAUCAAGAGCCUCGUCGAGGAGUGCGACAGACACUCACGGGCAUUGCAGAAGCAGGCAGACCUGGCGGAUGCGUAG